This is a messenger RNA of Pistacia vera, 1106 nucleotides long. Its product is annotated as chloroplastic lipocalin. Lineage: Eukaryota; Viridiplantae; Streptophyta; Magnoliopsida; Sapindales; Anacardiaceae. The coding region runs from base 81 to 1097 and encodes 338 amino acids. The transcript is spliced from 5 exons. The record is from RefSeq and is a predicted model, not a curated record. Gene Ontology annotation, molecular function: small molecule binding.
AUUGAACCAACUUUAAAGUCAAAAAAGAGAGGGUUAAAGUACGAACACAUUGAAGAGAAAGAUCAAGAACUGUACACAAAAUGGUAAAUGUUUUACAUCAAAUAUCACCUGCUACUCUCCUUCAAUGCAGUGCUUCUUCUUCUCCUCCAGUCCCCAUCUCCAGGGGAAUUUCUGGGAAAACAAUGGUAAAAUGCUCUUUUGACAACCACAUGCUGACAAGCCAAGUAAAGCAAGUAUUAUCUGGAAUUGCUGCCUCCAUAAUUGUUCUUUCUCAAACGAAUCAGGUUGGUGCAGCAGCUAUAUCUCAUUCCCACAAUAUAUGCCAGCUUGCAAGUGCAGCAGAUAACGCGCCAACUCUUCCAAUUGAUCAAGGGUCAGAUGGAAGGAAUGGGAAGCUUAUGAUGAUGAGAGGUAUGACAGCAAAGAAUUUUGACCCCGUCAGAUACUCCGGAAGGUGGUUUGAAGUUGCUUCGCUCAAACGUGGAUUUGCUGGGCAAGGUCAAGAAGACUGCCACUGCACUCAGGGUGUAUACACAUUUGAUAUGGAGGCACCCUCUAUCCAGGUUGAUACGUUUUGUGUUCAUGGGGGCCCUGAUGGAUACAUUACUGGAAUAAGAGGAAAGGUUCAAUGCGUUCCGGAGGAUGAGCGGGAGAAUAAUGAGACUGACCUAGAGAAACAAGAGAUGAUUAGAGAAAAAUGUUAUCUUCGUUUUCCUACGUUGCCUUUUAUUCCUAAGGAGCCUUACGAUGUGAUUGCUACUGACUAUGACAAUUUUUCUCUUGUUUCCGGAGCAAAAGACAGAAGUUUUAUUCAGAUAUAUUCAAGAACACCGGUCCCUGGACGUGCAUUCAUCGAAAAGUACAAAUCUUACCUGGCGAAUUUUGGAUAUGAUCCGAGCAAAAUAAAGGAUACUCCACAGGAUUGUGAAGUGAUGUCUAAUAGUAAGCUAGCUGCAAUGAUGUCCAUGUCUGGAAUGCAACAGGCUUUGACAAACCAAUUUCCUGAUCUAGAACUCAAAUCCCCUAUUGCAUUUGACCCAUUUACCAGUGUAUUUGACACUUUGAAGAAGCUUGUUCAGCUCUAUUUUAAGCAGUAAUCGAACUAA